Messenger RNA from Schistocerca cancellata (South American locust), 2600 nucleotides. It is a transcript of the gene TfIIS, whose product is annotated as transcription elongation factor S-II. Gene Ontology annotation, biological process: transcription elongation by RNA polymerase II; DNA-templated transcription. Bases 737 to 1477 code for a protein of 246 amino acids. The transcript is spliced from 6 exons. The record is from RefSeq and is a predicted model, not a curated record. Lineage: Eukaryota; Metazoa; Arthropoda; Insecta; Orthoptera; Acrididae. Gene Ontology annotation, molecular function: nucleic acid binding; zinc ion binding. Gene Ontology annotation, cellular component: nucleus.
AUCUUAUUUCAGAAAAGUACGUUUUUAAUUGCAUUGCAUUCAAUAAACCGAACAGUUCCGCGCUGUAAUAGUAAGUUGUCGACCAACAAGACAUUUUGAUUUUUAGUUUAUUUGGAAUUAAAUGUGUUAUGUAAACAUAAAGUUCAAACAAUAGCAGUUUUCCCAAACGAAUUCCUUUGCCAGAAGAGUUUGUGCGUUUUAUGUGUCACCGAAAAUACAAAGUUGGUGUAGAAGUAUAUAGCCCACCCAGUCAUUAAUAAUACUCAAGAUACUAUAAUUUGAUCCAAAUCUUAAUAAAUGCAUAAGCUUAAUAUACGAUCUCAAGUCACCAUUCGAGGCUCAGUUGUACAUAUUUGUAUGAAGGACUGUACCGUUUGCUAGUUCAUGUUGAAGAACCUGCCUGUUUGUAGGAUGGGGCCUACACAAUAAAUAAAUAAAACUAAGUAUUGCUGUUAGUCUCAUCAGCCUCAUCCCUACCUUCUUGUGAUGCAAUGUAUUCGUUUUGUUAUUUUCCUUUAAUUCUGCCUGUACACUUGAUUGAGCAUGCUUCUUCCCCUUGUGUGUUGUUUUCCAUUUGUGUUUUUGUUCAUUCUCAGUUAAAGACAUAGGCACAUCGACAGCUGCUCUUCCAUUAUGAAGUCCUCCAUGCAAGGGUCAGGAGCAAGCUUUAGACUUACUAAAAGUCUUACAGAAAUUGCCAGUGAACUUGGAGGUUUUGACAAAGACAAGGAUUGGUAUGACUGUUAAUGCCCUCCGAAAGUCUAGUACAGAUGAGGAAGUGAUAAGUCUUUCAAAGACUUUGAUAAAAAACUGGAAGAAGUUUCUUUCAGGAUCCAGUACACCAAACAGUAAAGAUUCGGGAAACAGUUCCAAAAAGACAAAAGAGAAAGAUGAGAAACCUAAGGAGACUGAAAACAAGGAAAAAGAAAAGGAGAAGAAGCCUGUUCCAACGACAUUCCCUCCUGUGUCUUCAAAUACAACUGAUGCAGUUCGUCUAAAGUGUCGGGAAUUGCUCGCUGUGGCAAUUAGAGGGGAUGGUGAAAUACCUGAGGGGUGUGCAACUCCAGAAGAACUCGCCGAGGAACUAGAAGAAGCAGUCUUUCACGAGUUUCGCAACACUGAUAUGCGAUAUAAAAACAGAAUACGUAGCAGGGUUGCAAAUCUAAAAGAUGUAAAAAAUCCUGGCCUCAGGAUGAAUUUCCUUGUGGGGGUCAUAUCUGCCAAUAAAUUAGCUGUAAUGACAGCAGAGGAAAUGGCAAGUGAUGAGAUGAAGAGCUUAAGGAACAAGUUCUUGAAGGAGUCUAUCAAUGAUGCCCAGCUGGCUACUGUCCAGGGAACAAAGACAGACUUGUUGAAAUGUGGCAAGUGCAAGAAAAGGAAUUGUACAUAUAACCAGGUUCAGACAAGGAGUGCUGAUGAACCUAUGACAACAUUUGUGAUGUGUAAUGAAUGUGGAAACAGGUGGAAAUUUUGUUAAAAGAUCUCCCACAGUAAAACUACUUGAAAUGUUCGCAUGUUAAUUGCCCACAAAUGUUAGAGACCUAUAACUUGAAGCUAAAAUGUGUGUUCAUUAUCCUUCAGUAUGUUAAUGUCUCCAUUUUAUUGCUUACAUGAUAAGACUUAAACAGUGUAAGAUGAUUGUACAAAUUUAACUUCAUUUGGGGGUUGUGUGGUGCUAGAUUCACAUGACACGUUCAUGAUACUGAUCAAAACUGUCCAGAAUCAAUAUAAAUUAUAAACAAAUAUUCCACCAGUGAUUGAUAUUCACUUGUCAUCAGGUCGUACAUCUGUUGCAUAAAUGUUUCACAGUGGUGUGUAAGCUAUCGGAAGCAUUCUAUAAACUUGUAAUUGUGUAAAAAAGAAUUCCAAAUAUGAUAUAUGUUUGCAGCAUCAGGUUGCUUUUUGUUUUCAUAAGUCGUCGUAUAAGUAAUGCAGUGGUGAGAUUGGGUAGCUUCAUAAACAAUUCUGCACUCGUUUAAAUGUAUCAAGAAUGUGAUUCUUGUAGACCAAGACACUUUAGGGUUAAUGAAUACUGAUGACAUGCAGUAAGACAGGUUUACUGUACACUUUCACAUUUAUUAUUUGCUUUUCCGAUUUUUUGUUUUGUUUUUGAUGUUUGGUGGUAACUUAAUAAUCUUCCAUUUCAUUUCUCCACCCUCCUUCCUCUCUCCCACCCUUCCUCGCUCGCUCCCUCCCUCCCUCCCUCCCCAUUCAGCAUUAUUCUUCUUGAAAAGUAAAAGGAAAAUUCUGGGAAUUUAUGCUUCUACUUUUCCAUUCAAACAGUUGUUCUCAUUUCUGUAGCUGGUAUUUCUAUACCAGGUAGAGCUUUGUCUAUAAUCUUUUGUGUGUGUUUUGAGUGAAUAUUAAUGUUAUAAAGUCAUUACAUUUAUUGUAGUAACAAUAAAUUAAGAUAAAUCUGUUGAAAUUGGAGAUCCUUGGAGGUCUUGGUGCUACAGUAGGUGUGCACCAGUUUGUGGUCUUGGAUACAUUUUGAUCAGAAAUCAUGCUUUUGAUGUAAAUACAGAUGUUGCUUUUUUGUGUACUCAUUGAUGACAAUUAUGUUUUAAUAAAAAUUUUUACAUACAUUGUUUUAAUCCCAA